AUGAAUAUUUCUGGCAGUGAUGAAGUAUCUGCUGUAAGCCAGACUGCUGUUCUGAUACAGUCAUUUGAACAAAAACAGAGAGUGGAAAUUAUAAAAAAGUCACAGAUCCCACCAGUGGAGAUAUCUGAAGAAACCAUGGUUGCUUUGAAAGCAGAUAUUGGAAUACCAUGGGAAAAACUGAAAACAAUGGCUCGUUGGUUAAGGACAUUCAACAUUAAACCAGCUGCAAUCAACAAACAACGACAUGUAGCACAACCAUGGGCUGGCAAUGAAUACAUUGUUGAGGAUACACCUUUUACAAUGGAAUCAAAUGACCACAAAGGAGUAUAUGAAGUUAGAACAGCACCCUGGUCAUAUGUAGCAGAUCUUAAAUCACACAUCUUAGAUCGUAUGGAUAAACUUCAUGAGAGCAACUUUGUGACGCAUCCUAAAGAAUUUCAGAAAGAAAUACAUUUAAAGAUUGGUGGAGAUCAUGGUGGUAAAUCUUUUAAAAUGAGUUACCAAGUUUGUAAUGUGGAGAAACCAAACAAGAAAAGAAAUACAGUGGUGUUUUCAUACUUUGAGGCAAAGGAUUACCGUGUUAAUCUUAAAGUUGGUUUACAAACAUUCAAAAGUCAAAUUGACGAGCUUCAACUGAGCCACUGGAGGGGAUAUCCAAUCAGAGUUUUCAUGUUUGGUGACUAUGAAUUUUUGUGUGCCGUUUAUGGCCUUACUGGAGCAAAUGGACGCCACUGUUGUUUAUUUUGUAACAUCACUUCAACUGAGAUGCAGUUAGCAGAUCGUGGAGCUUCAGAGUUUCGAACUUUAGAUACUUUGAAGCGAGACUUUGAAAAUUUCAAUGAGGAUGGUGGCAAUAUUAAGAAGGCAAAGUUUUUCAACAAUGUCAUUGGUCAGCCUAUGUUCAAUAUUCCAAUAGAUCAGGUUGCUCUCCCUGUACUCCAUAUCUCUCUUGGAACUUUUUUGAAAUUCUUCAACAUGCUAGAAGAAAAGUGUAGAAUCAUUGAUUUAAAAAUUUCAAAAAAGAUUGCUGGUGUCUUCACCAGCAAAAACGAUAUUGAGGAAUACAACAUGCUGCACCAGAAGGCCAAAGAUCUGGAACAUUGUAUUGUUGAUUGCACAGAAAAAAUUGAAUUGGUGAAUGAUGCUAUUGCAAGAUCUGUGAUUGACAAUCCAGACAAUGAAGAAUUCAUCAAAAAGACAUAUGAACCAAGACUAGAGUAUCUUCAAACCAAAUUAGUAAAUAAGGAAAAAGAAAUGGAAAAACUUUUAAGAUCACCAUGUUUCAAAAAAAGUUAUGGGCCUUGUGUAAAAAAGUUGGAUGAAAUUUUGUCAAAGUUAAAAGUACAGCGGCAAGCGUAUCAUGGGAAGAGUUUUGUGGGAAACCACGUUCAUAAAAUGUUGAAGGUUGAAAACAUUAUCACACUGUGCAAUUCAUUGCCAAUAUUAAUUGUUGGCCUUGGUUUUGCAAGUACAGAAAUUCAUAUGGAAGCCAUUGAAGUGUGCCAAUCAUUUAAACUCUUAUUCCACAAAUAUUCGAAGUGCCACAAUUUGAUUAACGAUUCACAAGUAUUUGACAAAGAACGACUCAGUGAAUUAGACCAAAGUAUCAUUGACUUAAUGGCAUACCUUAGAAAUACGUGGCCAAAAGAAAGCAUCACCCCAAAACUUCAUUUACUGGAGGAUCAUGUUCUUCCAUUCCUUAAAAGAUGGAAAACAGGUCUUGGGGUGUAUGGAGAGCAAGGAGGUGAAGGUAUUCAUGCAGAAUUUAAUUCAAUAAAAGCGAUUUACUGCAGAAUGCCAUCUUCGGUUGCCCGAGUUCACAGCAUUCUCAAGGAACACUACAUUCGCGUGCAUCCAAGGUGUAUAGAGAUGAAGCCAGAGGCAAAAAAACGAAAGAAAAUAGAAUAACAAUAUAUAUAAUAUAUAUAUACACAAGUUAUAUGGUUAUUUAUUAGUAUCAUUUGCAUAAAAUUUUCUAAUUUUACGUACCUUUGACUUUCACCAUGUUCUUUUCCGAUUUUUUCAGCAAAAAAAUAGCCACAGCUAGCAUGCAUCUGCCUGUUG
Hydractinia symbiolongicarpus is the source of this 2064-nucleotide messenger RNA. RefSeq lists its product as uncharacterized. Bases 1 to 1908 code for a protein of 635 amino acids. The record is from RefSeq and is a predicted model, not a curated record. Lineage: Eukaryota; Metazoa; Cnidaria; Hydrozoa; Anthoathecata; Hydractiniidae. The transcript has 9 exons.